UCGGCGAGGCUGGAUUUUGGAGACGUUGAAGAUUGUGAGAAGAUGUUGGGCGGAGUGAACCAUCACCGGGAGGGGUUUUGGUUGGAGCCAACAAGGCUUGGCGCGCGGAUGCCUGUGGACUUCACCUCGAGCGAUCUCGUUGUCGUAUUCUCGCACCAGCGAAGACCUGAGCGUGGACGGAGAAUUCCAGUGCUUGAUUCCUUGGAGAAAGAUGGUGACUGCCGGGUAAACGGUGACGUUUUCAGAGAGGGAAAGUCACGAUACUUCCCGCCCGGCCAUGCCGCCCCGACGACCGCAUAAGAAAUCCCGGAAUGGGUGCGACCAAUGUAAGAAACGAAGAGUAAAGUGUGAUGAAAACGGACCACCUUGUUUACAGUGUGCCCGGAGGGAGCUGCCCUGCGACUAUUCUCGUGCUGUCAAACGCAGCGCCCCGAACCCAGCAACCAGCCUCGCUAGACCUAUCGAAGGGCCAUGCUACGAACCCUCGCUUCCCUCAAACUCACUCUCGCCAGUUAGCGCGAGCCCGUUUGCGCGGAAGACCGCAUUACGGGAUCUAGAACUGAUGCACAAGUUCUCCACAGAGACAUACAAAAGUCUUUCCAUCGAGGAUUCAGAAGAACAUGUGUGGCAGAUGGUCCUGCCGCGGAAAGCUCUAGGAUAUGAUUUUCUCAUGAAUGGCAUGCUAGCCCUGGCUUCCUUGCAUAUCGCAACCAGCUUGUCCCCCCCAGCAGCAUUGUCUUACAUUGAUACCGCGCUCGAGUACUACAACAUGGCAAUUGCACCGUUUCGACAGGCCCUAGAUAACAUCACGCCUGUGAAUUGCGAGCCCGUACUCGCCCAUUCAGUGAUAACCACUGCUUUGGGAAUCGCUCUCCCGCAGAUGACCGCAGACCACGAACAAGGGAGCAGUAUGACGGAAAACAUUAUCUUCGUCUUUGAACUACUCCAGGGAGCUGGGAAUAUAUUCAAAAUCACUAGAUCAUGGCUUCGUGAAGGAACAAUCUUUGCAUCCAAAUCUGACUUUUGGGCCCGACCGGCAGCAGAUCGUCUCGACGACGAUAAGGAAUUGGCUCUUAAGCGCCUCGCUUGUCUGAAUGACGAUACGCUGGAUACAGCGAAUCCGGAAAAGCACCGUAUUAACCAGGACGCUAUCAGCUUGCUGCAUCGCUGCUUUCGCCGUUUCACCCUGAGCUCCACCAUCGACGCGGUCCUGGCAUGGUUGGCCAUGGUCGAUAAAGAUUUUGUCGUUGCGGUGCAGCGUCGAGAACCGCUGCCUGUGUUGAUUUUAAUGCAUUGGGGCGUGCUCUUGCAUGAACUUGACGGCCGACGAUGGUGGGCGAGGAAUUCAGGUAAGGCGCUGAUUUUUGAGCUGUCGACGGCCAUUGAGCCCCAAGGCGUCCAGUGGGAGGAAGCACUUCACUGGCCACAGCGUUCGAUUGGUUCAUAGCUCAGGUGGUUCUGUAUAUCUGUAUAUACCUAUGCUAAGGAGGCAUGUCGUCCAGAGGAAUGAUCUUGUUGACUAUUCUUGGGAGCGGUACUGCACGUUAUCUACGAAGUGGCGGUUCUUUGCUGAUAUAAUGAAUUCAUCGAUAGUUUCUUAAAUAUCCCAAGGGUUUGUAUCGUCACUCGAAUCUUCCAUUCAUCAUUCAGUGCCGUGUCGGCGUCUCGAUCGCCCCUUGAACCGCACCUUGGCCGAUCUUGCAGUUUGUGUCGCGUCAUUUCACCAACGAUGCCGCAUCUCCGAUGAGAGUCGAAACAGCUUUUGUAAAUAUACGAGUCGUACAGAAACUCACUUCUCUCCAGCUAGUGGUUGGCCAUCACUAUGGCUAACUACCGUUGGACCGAGGGCCAGCUGGGGUCAGCUGGGUCCGCCACCCUUGGCUGCUUUAGUGCUACUUAAAUGCAGUUAAGCUCCUUGUUCUCACUGGAAUCAAACUCGUUCGUAAUAUCUCAAUCUUUUGAGGUUUUACGAGGUGGAGAAAACUCCCAAACAAGUUAAAAAGAUGCAUAUAUAUCCGGAGUAUUAUCCGAGCAACCAUCCCAACUAAAAAGGGAUGGCCCCGCAAAA
This is a messenger RNA of Coccidioides immitis RS, 2068 nucleotides long. RefSeq names its product C6 transcription factor. Lineage: Eukaryota; Fungi; Ascomycota; Eurotiomycetes; Onygenales; Onygenaceae. The record is from RefSeq and is a predicted model, not a curated record. The transcript is spliced from 2 exons. Gene Ontology annotation, biological process: regulation of transcription by RNA polymerase II. Bases 278 to 1447 code for a protein of 389 amino acids. Gene Ontology annotation, molecular function: zinc ion binding; DNA-binding transcription activator activity, RNA polymerase II-specific.